Messenger RNA from Suillus discolor, 852 nucleotides. RefSeq lists its product as uncharacterized. Bases 198 to 764 code for a protein of 188 amino acids. NCBI's taxonomy places the organism in Eukaryota, Fungi, Basidiomycota, Agaricomycetes, Boletales, Suillaceae. The record is from RefSeq and is a predicted model, not a curated record. The transcript is spliced from 2 exons.
UCAAGCUCGAGAAAUGUGAAAAUAAUAUGUCAAUACGAGUCAUUGGACCUGCGCAAUCGCGCCCAUUCUCCCUUUCAACGACGCAAUAACUUGCGGCUCUGAACGUACUCCCACGCGUGCGCGUCAAUUCCCAAUGCACCAUGUUAGUAUUCAAGUGACAUGUACCACAUAGUAGAAUCUCGCCUUGAAGCUGAUCCAUGCCUCGCAACAAGCACCGUCUAUACAUCGCACUCCACCAUCGCAACUCAAAGCCAGGAUUUCACUUCGCUCUCGUGCUCUCACCCAAGCAAGAAACUCGCAAUACGUCCAUCCAUGACUGCCACAUAUACCACACCGUCAACACAAUCCAAUCAGGCGUCAAAUUCAAUCUCAACGGCAUGCCAGAAUGGCGGUACGAAAAUAAAGCUGCCAAUGGUCUUCGAGAAGGUAUGGUCAUAGGAAGGGUACUCAUCGCAAAGCUGCCUGCACACGAACCGUUGGUCACGCAGGCAGAGCGCAUAAAUGAUAUCCUUGCGCAAGUCCCACUCGUGCAGAAUGAUGCACAGUGGAAUUGCCUAGUGUGGCUGAUCGAAGCAUUAGCUGCGCUGCGAGCCAAAGAGGGCGACUUUAGCACGAUUCCAGAGGUCACAGUCGGAGGCCAGACGGAGGGCAAAAUAAAGGCGUUCGGCGACAUGGCCAAGGAUAGCGUUUUGAAGAGGUCAGGCUCGCUGCCUGACUGCGCUAGCGAUCUGCCGCACAUCGACAUGAGAGUUCGUCAAAAAUGAGGAGGGCCAGGUACAAGAUACCGUUCAUAAGAAGAUGUAUGCCCAUUUGCAUAGGUGCUUGUCGUAUCAAGAUGACAAUCUCCUCCGG